AUGGGAUCGCCCUUGGAGCAAGCCCCGUAUGCGUCGAUGAUGUCGCGCGAGCUCGGAGCCGUAGUCAUCAGCGUGUCCUAUCGCAUCGGACCCUUCCACCAAUUCCCCGCCGCUAUUCACGACGCGGAAGACGUGCUGUCCGCGAUCCUAGACACGAGUGGAGUUUCGAAAGCCGGCAAGGUCCUUAGAGAGGAAAUUCAGCGAUACUACUCCAUAGUACGGGAUGGCGCACUGGAAAAGAAGAAGAAGGAACCUCUUGCAACACAUCUCGAGCACGUCAAGACCAUCACCCUCGACCCUACACGUCUCGCGAUCUCAGGCUUUUCGGCAGGAGGAAAUAUUGCCUUGAACAUGGCUAUAUCAGUACCGCCCUGUCCUGAGCUCGGCAUGUCGACUACAUUCGGUCCUCGCUCGCGCACGAAUGAGCCUGCGCAUGCAGACACCAUGUCGCCCAUCAUGCCCGAAAACCGCCGAGCCACGAUCCUAGACGAUCCCUUCGAGUCGUGGCCCUCUCUCCUUCCUCCCCCUCAAGCACAGCCCCGCAUGCUGCCGCUCCUCCUAUUCUACCCUUCGCUCGACGCACGGCUACUCCCACACGAGCGUCCCAUGAAGCCACUACCCAAUGCGCUGCGACCAGACGACCACCACAAACAGAAGCCGAAAGCACCUGGCCUAUUCUCCAUCAUGGGCCCGACCUACCUCCCGCGCAAACUACGACCGCACCCGCGAGCCAGCCCCGGCCUGAACGACCCAAUGCACAUCCAGAAGAACGCCGCCAUCCUCCUCGUCCUACCCGAAAAAGACACCCUAGCCGUGCAAAGCGACGUCUGGGUCGACAAGAUGAACAACAACGACUGGAACGGGCCUGUACGCUUCGGCGACGGGCGCUCAGGCGACUGGGACGGACGCCAAGGUGGACAAGCGGGAUCGGACAAUGUGCCCAGUAGCCAGAACGGAGGCAUGGAAGUGUGGCACGCGCCUGGGUGCAGACAUGGUUGGACGCAGUUCCCGGAUACUUUUGUGCCUCAGCAUGAGCGCAGUGAGAGGGACCUGGUGUUUGCACGGACGCUGGAUUUUGUCAGGGAUAAUUGGAAGAAGGAGUUGCAGGUUGAGAAGCGGCAGCUGGGGAAUCAGAUUCAGGAGUUGAGGAGGCUGAGUAUACCUGGUGAGGAUGUGUGA
Messenger RNA from Alternaria ethzedia, 1179 nucleotides. RefSeq lists its product as uncharacterized. Gene Ontology annotation, molecular function: hydrolase activity. Bases 1 to 1179 code for a protein of 392 amino acids. Lineage: Eukaryota; Fungi; Ascomycota; Dothideomycetes; Pleosporales; Pleosporaceae. The record is from RefSeq and is a predicted model, not a curated record. The transcript has a single exon.